AAAGUACGGUGACAUCAUGCAUCCCUCUUUAUUAAAAACGAGUAACUCCCAAUAUUCGAAUCUUCAGCACUCCCAUUACUACUCUUCAGGUUAAAUUUUGGAAAAUACCUCUCGCAUCCCUCCUUAAACGUGUAUAUCCCUGCAAAUCGUAGGAUCGCGAUGUCCACCAGAAAAAGAUCUAAACAGGACCGUUCCUCCUCCAAAACAUCGUAUGAAACGCCCACAUCUCUAGCCAAGGAGAAAGAUUUGCCAGGUUCUUUGUCCGAAGGCCCUGACCAUGUCAACCAGUCAGACUUACCGCCUUCACGAUCCAAAGAUAUGUUAACGCCUGUCUCCCCACCGGGACAUAGGGCGCCUUUGCGGUCCUUCAUAUAUGCUUUGGUGACAAUAGCCCUUCUCUUCACAGUGUGGUAUACGUAUAUCACGGCUGUGGAGCUCAAGCACUGGAAAGAGGAAGUCGGGUGGUGGGGAAUGUCUGUUGGGCGAAUUGGGAGGCAACAUGAUACAUCCUAUCACAACCAGCGGAGAGGUCAGGAGGUGACGGGAGAACUUGAGGGGCAUUUCAGUCAGCUUGCAUCCGCUCUCGGAAUCCCCGCAACAGACUUAGCUUCGGCUGUCAAACCAUUUGUGCCGCCUGCGACACUGUCUAGUCUUGCGCCUCAGGCUACUGGUGAGGCGGUUGAGGUUCUUUUUGAGGACUGGCGUUAGAAAGAGGCUUCUGAUGAUAAGUAGUGAAAGCAAUGUGGGCAGCACUGUUGAAGGACUUGUGGUCGGGGUUACAUUGAGCCAGAGUAUCCUGUAAUUUUAGAGUUAUAUAUUAGUACUUGCCGCAUCAUAGGAAUUAUCAAUAUGAUCAGACUCGUGUAUCUUCCUCCAGUAUC
Molecule: messenger RNA, 881 nt
Organism: Suillus fuscotomentosus
Lineage: Eukaryota; Fungi; Basidiomycota; Agaricomycetes; Boletales; Suillaceae
Exons: 2
Coding region: 160-708 (182 amino acids)
Source: RefSeq, a predicted model, not a curated record